AUGAGCAUCGGCGGAGAGGACAACGAGAUUAUACUGAACGCAAGUCUGUCGAAUUCGCCCGACCGUUCGGAAGCGGAGAGUAGUCGAGCGCGUCUCGAGAGAAUUUUAGCCACAAUGAGUGCCAACGCAGUGAAAAGUGGCAUCGAGGAUAUUGCCGCGAGGCUGAAACAAAACGGAAACCCAUCCGCCGCCAACAAAUCUAACGGCUCCUCACAUUCUACCGAUCCAACCACAAUCUCCAACCACACACCAUCUAUGCAACUGAGUUGUGUUGAGUGUGGAGUGACGAAAGCUAACUCUGAAGAAAUGGAAAUCCACAUCAAAACCGAACAUCUCAAUUGGCUUCCCUUCCAAUGCCCCAUGUGUCUUGCAGAACGCGCUUCAGACUCUCAAAUGCGCGAACAUCUUCACUCUUCGCAUCAGAAGAACAUGAGCAAAUUCAUCUACGUGGAUAAUGUGACAGCGAAACGAAAAUUGCAAGUUCUAAUGGAUAAAGCGUUCUCGUUGAACGUCACCAAACGAGUGAAUGCGAACAGCUCGCUCCCAUCUUCUUCAACUGCCACGUCACCAUACUCUCCACCGAAUUUCCGUUCUGCACACUCUUCUGGAAGAAACACGUCUACAUCGAACGGCAGUGUCGCUUCAUCUUCGGCUACUGCUACUGCACAAGCUGCCGCCACCGCCAUUGUAAAUCAUCACAAGGAGAAGGAGAAACAGAACGCUCAAGUUGCUGCAGAUUUCUUCAAAUUGUUAGAAUUCCAAGGGAUGAACAACGGAGCCGCGGAGGAGCCGAAGCCACAGACGCCUUCAUCGUCUUCUAGAACGACUAGUGGAAGAAAGCGGCCGUAUGUGCCGACGUCAGCGACAGAGGCGAUUACAACAAUGGAGCUGUCGGAGCCAUCGAAUGCCGAUGCUUUCCUGGCGACGUUGAACUCGCUGAGCCAUGCACAGACUCCAGAAAACGAGGAGAACGAUAAGCCUUCGUUCUCCCUCGAUGACCUCAACAUUGACAGCACCUCCACAUUGGCAACACUCUUCGGAGGAGGCACCAAGAAAAUGAAGUACGAAGAAACAGAAGGUGCAGCUGAUUCCAUGGAGGACGUUCUCGAUUCCCUGAACCCCAUUUCGGUUCUUGACAACGUUGCCGCUCUCUUCGGAUCCACUCCUGAUAGAACGAUGGAGACUGAAACCACAAAGAAGACGUCGAGCAUUUCCAAGAAGCGAGUUCUGGGAGAGUGCUCCAAGUGCCAGAAGCCAGUGACCGCCGGUGCUCGUCAAAUGCACAUGUUCUUCCAUUUGGCGAAAGACGAAAUGAUCUUCCGGUUCCGGUGCAAACACGACGGAUGCGCUGUGGAGCACUAUCGUAAGGAUCAGAUGGAGAAUCAUCAGUCGAAGGCUCACGGGCGGAUUGACCCGGAUAUGAUGGAGGAUCGAUCGCUGGAACUGUUCCAGAAGUGUCAGGAACUAAACCACGAGCUUUUCGUUGCCCACCGCCACGGAGGAGGACACCAUCGUUCUAGCCCGCAUCAGUGGUCGGGUGGCUCGGCUGACAUGGCCGGCUACCAGGAUCUCUCCAUGGAGCUCCUUGGCACCAAAAGUGGGUCAAUUCCCGGACCAACCGCUGCGAAAGCCGAAAUCGUCUACGCCGCUCAACAAGCCGCCAACGCUCAACGGAUUGCUCAAAAAGCGAAAGCACUUGCUGCAGGAUCAUCCGCUUCUACUGCUCCAGGCUCCACUACUUCAAACGUAUACACAGGAUUCGGUCCACUGAAGCUCGUGCCCGAUGAGGAUCACCCAUUGCAAUGCAAGAUUUGCGGAAAGACAAUGCAGAAUAGGAUCCGCGGAUUCCACAUUCUCUGGCACAUGGCCAAGGACAAGGGCAUCAACCGCUACACCUGCAAAUACUGUGAUUUCGGCCACGAUCGCUCGCAAUCCGUUCAAGUUCACGGAAAGAAGGAGCACGGUACCGACGACUGUGUCGAGGACAGAAUCGGCGAGUAUCAGGAUGAUGUGAAAGAAAUGUCGGCUGCAUGCUUCGGAGUCCCCUCGGUGUUCGCUCAGGAGUCGAAGAGAAAGAACAAGUUCCCAGCGGCGGCUCCACGAGAGCACAAAGAUAUCUCAGCGAUGUUGACCAGCGGAGCAUCCCCAUUGGUGGCUUUGGAUGAAGAGGAGGUGUCGAAUGAUAGCACUUCUUUGAUGGUCAAAAUGGAAGAUGUUGAGGAGGAAGAAGAGGAAAAGCCAUUGCUUCUGAUGGAUGAGGAAGUUGAUGAUAUGGGUGAAGUAGAAGAGGUAGAUGAGGAUAUGCUUCAUGAGGAGGAUCAUGGUGAUUAUGGAGAGGAGCCAGAAGAGGAGGAAGAAGGAGAAGAGCCGACAACUAGCAGCAGUUCAAAAAGUGCGGCUUCCAGACGGAAAUCCCGCCGCGCCUUUAACAUUCGCUCCAAGAAAUCCAAAAAGCAAAAGGAGGACGCUGUCGUCGCGAGAUCUGUAUCCAUCUUGAUCGGUGGCGCGCAAUUCUACAAGAAGAAAGUCAACGAGUUUUGCUACUGUGAGAAGUGUGGCAAACAGACGAACUCUCGGCUUCCGGAACACGCCUACACCCAUAUGGAUGGCGUUUCGUUGUAUCAGUGUGCCGCGUGCUCGUUCGGCAAUCAAUGCAAGGAUAUGGUGAUGAAGCAUAUGAGAGACGCGCAUUCGGAGCUGGCGGAGCGGUGUGUUGACAAUCGGUUGUCGCAUAUCAAGGAGAUCAAGAGCCAACUCGGCGAGUGCUUCCCCGCGUUCUUUGUCGAUCAUCCGUUGCCGACGAAGGGGGAUAUUGAGAAAUUACAAAUCCUCGCUGCUGGCGGUGAUCUCAAAAUCGGUGGAAUCGAAGCGUAUCUGAAGGAGGAGUGCGUUGAUGGAGAAGACUCAUCUGAAGCUCCAGAAGAAGAGGAAGAAGACGUGGAAGAAGAUAUCGCGUCGGAAUAA
Caenorhabditis briggsae is the source of this 2964-nucleotide messenger RNA. Bases 1 to 2964 code for a protein of 987 amino acids. Lineage: Eukaryota; Metazoa; Nematoda; Chromadorea; Rhabditida; Rhabditidae. The record is from RefSeq and is a predicted model, not a curated record. Gene Ontology annotation, biological process: regulation of DNA-templated transcription. Gene Ontology annotation, molecular function: DNA-binding transcription factor activity, RNA polymerase II-specific; RNA polymerase II cis-regulatory region sequence-specific DNA binding. The transcript is spliced from 9 exons.